This is a messenger RNA of Magallana angulata, 1046 nucleotides long. Its product is annotated as protein SCO1 homolog, mitochondrial-like. NCBI's taxonomy places the organism in Eukaryota, Metazoa, Mollusca, Bivalvia, Ostreida, Ostreidae. Gene Ontology annotation, molecular function: copper ion binding; copper chaperone activity. The transcript has 7 exons. The coding region runs from base 143 to 985 and encodes 280 amino acids. Gene Ontology annotation, cellular component: mitochondrial inner membrane. Gene Ontology annotation, biological process: mitochondrial respiratory chain complex IV assembly; intracellular copper ion homeostasis. The record is from RefSeq and is a predicted model, not a curated record.
AACGUCUGAUAGAAAAAAAAAACCAACAUGGCUGCGCCCUGUUCUUACGAAACAGUGUAAUGAGUGUUCAUUGUGUUGGAGAUCUUCUAGUGACUUUGGUUACAUAAACAAAAUUGUUUAUAACUAAGUACUUUGGUAAAAAAUGUUUCCAAUGUCGCGUCACUUGAUUUUACGAAGUAUGUGUAGAUUAAAACGCGUGGUUAAUACACCAACAGUGCUUCGACAGCAGACUUUUAUACAUAACAAGGCAUUUAGGACAGAAUUUCAAGCUAGGCAUAGGAUAAUCCAGAACUUUCUAAGAGACCAGAAGAGAUUCAAAUCCGAUAAAACCGAUCAUGGAGACAAGACACCAAUCUCCUGGAGGAUAUCUAUUGUCUGUGCUAUUCUUGGAGGACUCUAUGCCCUUCAUCUUUACAACACCAUGAAAAACCAGGAUCUUAAAGAAGCUAGAGAAAAGAGAAAGAAGUUGGGUACGGCAGCUAUUGGAGGUACUUAUGAGCUGAUAGAUUUUGAUGGGAAGACUCGCACGGACAAGGACUUUCUGGGACAGUGGAUAUUGCUCUACUUCGGAUUUACUCACUGCCCUGACAUCUGUCCUGAUGAAAUAGAGAAACUUGUAAAAGUGGUGGACAAAAUUGAUGCAGAUAAAGAGUUACCAAACCUACAGCCUGUAUUUAUAACAGUUGAUCCAUUAAGGGACACACCUAAAGCGAUGAAACAAUAUUGUGAAGAGUUUUCUCCCAAGAUAAUAGGCCUUACAGGGUCUAAAGAGAAGAUUGACGAGGCUUGUAAGAAUUUCCGAGUGUACUACAGUAAAGGUCCAGAGGAUGAGGACGGUGACUACAUUGUGGAUCAUACCAUUAUUGCCUACCUGUUAAAUCCGAAGGGAGAGUUUGUUGAGUACUUUGGUAAAAACAAAACCUAUGAUACGCUAGUGUUUGAAAUCAAAGAGUACAUGAAGAAAUAUGCAGUGUUUGAAGAUUAAUAUUGGAGCAUAUAUUAAUUUCUAGUGUAAACGAUAUAUCAAUAAAACCUGUGUUCUUUCA